Messenger RNA from Anopheles bellator, 2043 nucleotides. RefSeq names its product activating molecule in BECN1-regulated autophagy protein 1A-like. The record is from RefSeq and is a predicted model, not a curated record. Gene Ontology annotation, biological process: autophagy. NCBI's taxonomy places the organism in Eukaryota, Metazoa, Arthropoda, Insecta, Diptera, Culicidae. Gene Ontology annotation, molecular function: protein binding. The coding region runs from base 111 to 1931 and encodes 606 amino acids. The transcript is spliced from 8 exons. Gene Ontology annotation, cellular component: intracellular membrane-bounded organelle.
UUGAAGUUGGUCGGGCUUAGAAGCCGACCGUUCGUUGAAACUUAGUUCGGAAACCGGUACCGGUGUUUCGGUCUGCAGAGUAUGAUCGCGGACGCAGACACGGAUUCAGAAUGGCGAGAAACAAUCGAAACAUUGUGCAUCUGCUGGUUAACCGUGAGCAAGGUUAUCGGGAAUACGGGUUCAGAAGUGCGACCAGUUCCUCAAGUUCGCGUGAAAGUUGCUUCCGCCAAGUUGCCAUCGAGUUAGCCGAAUUUGUGCUGCUUGAGCGGAUGAAAAAUGAGGACCUUUGCAAGCCUCUCGACGAUUUGGACAAUGAAACGGAAUCCGUUUUAAACAUCGAACAGAGCCAUCAUGGGCUCUUUACCGCAACCGUGCAGACGAACAAAAGCGUCAACGUGUUCCACACACCGUCGAUGCGCAAGAUUGCGAAAUAUCACAGUGGUGAACGCUCUGUCUGGACACUAGCGUUCCAUCCGAAAAAUGCCAACAUUAUUGCGUUCGCUACCCUCGGAGGCACAGUGUCGGUUUACGUUGAUAACCAACUAGUGGCCACCCGCGACGAAACACCAACGAUCGGGUCCCUGUGUUUUCACCCCACAAGAAGCUACCUUCUGCUGAAUAGCAUGAACCAAAUAAUCUUCUGGAACUGGGCUAGCGAUAAAACUUACUCAGUCGACAUGUACGAAGACUGCAAAUGCCGUUUUCUGCACAUGACGCUCGACUUGCGUCUCAUUACCGGUAUUACGCCAAGUCUACUUUACGGCUCGGUUAACUUUUUAGAAGAUCUCAGCCAGGUGCAACCGGAGCACUUGGCAGAGACGUUCCUACGACAUGUUUACUUUAUGCUAGAGAAACUAGAGAAAGCGCUUUCAAUCAACAACGGUCACCGGUUGCAGAAGGAACUAAACAAACAGUUUUAUGCCUGGGUUCGGCUACUGCAAACGAUUAAUACAGAAGGCCACAAUAUCCGCGUGCGCGACACGCUUGAACCGGCGGAGAAGUCUUUCAAAUCUGAUCUCAAUUUGACGCUAGUGACACUGAACCGAAGAAUUGAGGCACUUCAAGAGACGUUCUCAUCGCGGCCCAGCGUUAUAAGUUUAUGUAGCGAUGAUCUUCUACGGCUAGGGUACUCGAUGGCUUCGCUCUACACCGAACCGUUGUAUUUCUUCGAAAAGAUAUGCCAAAAAUACGUCUACCAAAACUUUAACCGAUACGUCCAGUAUAAGUUUGAUCUCAAUUUGGUAAGCGAAAUGUUGGACAAAGUGUUCGACAUGUUUCGCCGCAUCACCCCAAUAGCUGUCACCAAGGAAGAAUGGGAACGCCAGUGGUCCUUCUAUGUCACCCAAACGACAUAUGUUCAACCCGAAUUGAAUAAACAUUGUGCCUUGCAGGCGUGGGACCUUACUGCGUUUACCGACGAUGUCGAUGAUCUUCCCGACUUCAAGGAAGAAUGGAAAAAUGUGAUAACAAUGGGAAUAGUAAUCAACGAUUCUAAUGUGGCCAUCUCACAGUGCGAACAAUUGGUUGCCUCUGUCCGGUUGCGCUCGGUGAAGGAAAUGGAAAUACGAAGCCUUCGACGGGACAUCUUUGGCCAGUUGAUGUUCGUGUUCAAAUUUGUGUCAAACUUUGUCUCGCUUUCGUUUUCCCCUUCCGGGAGAUUUGUUAUCGUAGGAUUGCGGUGCACUAAGCAGCUUAAGUAUGCGUGCAUCCUCGACAGACAAACCGGCUGGCGGAUAGACUCAACCGGCCUAAACGGAUGUCUACGUGCUCCGGAUGAUACUAUUUUUCCCAAUGAACGUGUGGGUCUACAGCUCUGCCUGCCAGUGGAAAAGGAUCGGUAUCUAGAGGUAAAUUGCAUCAAAUGGGCUACCCUUCCGGGAUAUGGGCUGUUGUUAGGAUUGAAGGCAAAAUUCGUGCAGAUCUGUCGGUAGUGUCUCCCGAACACGAUCGAUGCUCUAAAAUGCACACUAGGGGUCAGUAUCUAACCAGUACCGUUAAAACUAUGGCACCAAAUAAACCGGAGAACAAGCACUGUUUUCCAAA